This is a messenger RNA of Schizophyllum commune H4-8, 2048 nucleotides long. RefSeq lists its product as uncharacterized. The transcript has 5 exons. The coding region runs from base 97 to 1581 and encodes 494 amino acids. The record is from RefSeq and is a predicted model, not a curated record. Gene Ontology annotation, cellular component: nucleus. Gene Ontology annotation, molecular function: zinc ion binding; mRNA binding. Gene Ontology annotation, biological process: regulation of mRNA splicing, via spliceosome. NCBI's taxonomy places the organism in Eukaryota, Fungi, Basidiomycota, Agaricomycetes, Agaricales, Schizophyllaceae.
GCCUUUUCGUCUUCCACCAUCGACGACGCGCAAGUCGCCAGCUGACGCUCCCGCCUAACUUUGUUCUUGGAAAUUACGAUACUCACCUUGCCCACAAUGUGGAAGCCCGCAACGAAGCAGGUCACCGGCACCAACGAUGUGCCUCUGGGUGCGCGCCGACGAUUCGGACCAGCGCCAGCAGGAGAGUCAGCGCCUCCGCAGCUAGCGCAACCCUCGCCAUCGGCGUACCCGAGACCUCAGAGCACAGACGACCGAGAUCGGCGUGGACGCACGGAAACCCCGCCCCAUGAGAGCGCGAAAGCUGACCCAAACGCACCUCGCAAGAGGCGCAGCCGCUGGGGCGAUGCUAAGAGUGAAAUACCUGGCUUGCCGACCGCUAUUUCCUCCGCUGGUGUCUCUCAAGCUCAGCUUGACAACUACGCCAUCCACCUCCGCCUCGAAGAAAUCAACCGCAAACUACGCCUGAAUGAUUUUGUCCCACCCGAACGCGAGAGAUCCCCGUCUCCCCCUCCCACGUACGAUGCCCAUGGUCGCCGUACCAACACCCGUGAAGUUCGAUACCGCAAAAAGCUUGAGGACGAGCGCAUUCGCCUCGUCGAUCGCGCCAUGAAAAACGACCCCAACUUCCGCCCUCCUGUCGAGUACCAGCAGCAGAAGCGCUCCCAGCGCCCCUCCGACAAGGUCUACAUCCCCGUCAAGGAGUUCCCCGAGAUCAACUUCUUCGGUCUUCUUGUUGGCCCUCGCGGCAACAGCUUGAAGAAGAUGGAACGCGAGAGCGGUGCAAAGAUCAGCAUCCGUGGGAAGGGGAGUGUGAAGGAGGGCAAGUCGCGCCCUGACCAGUUCGCCGAUGACGCCGAGGAGGACCUCCACUGCCUGGUCAUGGCAGACACCGAGGAGAAGGUGGCUUUGUGCGUGAAGCUCAUCAACAAAGUCAUUGAAACGGCAGCUUCCACUCCCGAGGGUCAGAACGACCACAAGCGCAACCAGUUGCGCGAGCUCGCCGCUCUCAACGGCACUCUUCGCGACGACGAGAACCAGAUCUGCCAGAACUGCGGUGGUAUUGGUCACCGCAAGUACGACUGCCCCGAGCAACGCAACUUCACCGCCAACAUCAUCUGUCGCGUCUGCGGCAGCGCUGGUCACAUGGCGCGCGAUUGUACGGUCAACAAGGACCCCGCCAUGCUCGCGAGCAUGAAUGGCACCCCUAAUGGCGGUGCUGUUGGCGGGCCCAUGGACCUCGUCCAGCGCAGCGGCUUCGAUUCAGAGUACGCGAACCUCAUGGCGGAGCUUGGGGAGAACCCGGGAGGGGCCGCCGACCAAGGGCGCGGUUCGUGGCAGGGGACGCCCGCGAACGACAUCACGGGCGGUGGUGUCAACGUUCCACCCUGGCGGCGUCCGGAGAACUGGACGCAGCCUAGUCAGCAGCAGAACCAGGGAUACAGACCGCCUGCGCCGUACGGAGGGUAUCAGGGUAGCGGCUUCUGGGCGGGCUACAACCAGCAGCCGGAAUACCCGGCGGCGGCGAACGCGGGCUACGCGGCGUACUACCAGGGCCAGUACGCGCAGCAGCAGGGUGUCUAAAGGCAGCAACAGGGCGUCUGAUCUCCAUCUUCGCUUACUUUCGACCUUUCAAUUGGCAGACUUUCUCGACACUGAUCCCCUCAACUCCAAUCGACUGCCGCUUCUAACAACGACCAGCAUCUGCCACCCACUGAACGACGACGCUAUGCCGGCGCGUCUAGUUUUCUCUCACCUUCACAGUACAGCCGUAGUUCACCGAUUUUCUCUACUCGCCGCGACGCCUCUUCUUUCCAUCGAUGCCCUGUAAUCAAGUCACCAGUACAUCGUUCUAACUGUCCAGCGCAGCAGCUCAGCUUCGGACACCAUUCUCGAUGGCGGGCUUCUCCUUCGCUCUCGUGCCGACGAGGUCGACGGCUGCUGCGAGCGCCUCUGCGACUGUAUGUAGCAGUCGGUUUCCUGACCUACUGACCCCGUGGGCUUGUGCAGAUUGUAGUAGCAGCAUAACUUACUUGAGAUUGGCCUGUGUA